AUGGGUCGUCGCUUGGGUAACAACGGAGCCCUUUCUUGGUCGCGCUCUCUUCACAAAAGUCUUGCACGCUCAGAAAACGUUUUACUUUCUCACUCUUCACAUCGCAUAGAGACGACAACCGCUCUCCUCAUCAGUGAUUUUCUGGAUAUUGUGAAAAAUGAAUUACAUAUUCUUUGCUAA
Molecule: messenger RNA, 180 nt
Organism: Prunus armeniaca (apricot)
Lineage: Eukaryota; Viridiplantae; Streptophyta; Magnoliopsida; Rosales; Rosaceae
Source: the annotation of a GenBank genome assembly